UUUGUUAAAAAGCUGAGGGAUAUUUCCUCUGAGAUGGGAAAGCCUCUGAAGCUUGAGGUGACGUUCUCCGGAACGCCCACCGUAGACGUGACCUGGAAGAAGGAUGGGAGCGCCGUCGUGAGUGCAGAGGAUUACAACAUCAUCACCACAGACACCUCCUCUGUCCUCGAGGUUCUUAACUCCCACAGAAGCACGGCAGCAGGGAAAUACUCUUGUGAAGUAGACAAUGGAGUAGGAAGCGACAGGUGUCAAGCGCUGAUUUCGAUUCUAGAGCGACCAUGCUUUGUCGAUCCGCUGGAGCCGGUGGAAGUGACUGUGGGUGACGCAGUCACCCUGAAAUGCAGCAUUACAGGAACUCCUGAUAUCUCAGUAGCUUGGUUCAAGGCAGGUGAAAAGCUGCGAAAGUCGCCCACUUGCUCCAUGGAUUUCUCAGACGGCAUUGCCACUUUGAAACUGUUGAAGGCAGCUAAGUCUGACGAAGGGGAAUACAGCUGCCAGGCUGAGAACCGUGCCGGAUCGGCGUCCGCCAGCUGCACCGUGACAGUCAGAGAGCGUAAAGUCCCUCCUAACUUCACCAAGAGGCCAUCUGAGUCCAUGGUUGAUUCAGAAGGGAAGGUCAUAAAGAUGGAGGGCCGGGUGUCUGGCUCUCAGCCUCUGGCCAUCGUCUGGUACAAGGCCGACCAGGAGAUCCAUCCCUCUGAGAAAUACGACAUCAGCUUCAAGAACAACAUGGCCGUGCUGUGUAUCAGAGACUCCGCUGUCUCUGAUGGUGGCGUCUACACCUGUGAGGCCUCCAAUGAAGCAGGCAAAGCUUCAUGUCAGGUGUCCCUCACAGUUUCAGAAACUGGCCAGCCUCCUAAAUUUGACGUCCCUCUGGAGCCGGUGGUGGUGAACGAGGGGGAGAAGCUGAGCCUGAAAUGUCACGUUAGAGGCUCUUCUCCACUCACCGUCCAGUGGAUGAAGGACAGGAGGGAGAUAAAGGCCAGCGAUUCAACCAAGAUCAGCUUUGUUGGCGGAACAGCCUGCUUAGAGGUCAGCUCUGCAUUGAAGACCGAUGCAGGGGAUUACCUCUGCAAGGCCAGCAAUGCUACCGGUAGUGACUUCUGCAAGUCCAAGGUCACUGUGAAGGACAAAGGAACCAAAGCUGCCCCCACCGAGGCACCAGCACCUGCUCCAGCUGCUCCAGUCAAGAGGCUUGACAACCUCUUCUUCAUCGAAGAACCCAAAAACAUUUCAGUCACAGAGAAGGGAACCGCUACGUUUAUCGCAAAGAUCGGUGGGGAUCCUAUCCCCAGCGUGAAGUGGAUGAAGGGGAAGUGGAGACAGAUCACCCCUGGGGGUCGUAUCUCCGUUGAACACAAGGGCCAGGAUGCCAAACUGGAGAUCAGGGAGGUGACCAAGUCAGACUCUGGCCUCUAUAGGUGCGUGGCCACUAACAAACACGGAGAGAUUGAGUGCGGCGCCGAAAUGGAGGUCACCAAAAAGGAAGAAGGGGAAGGACUUGGAGAUAUCAGAACAAGACUGAAGAAGACUCCUUCCAAGCAAAAAAGCCCAAAGAAGCUGGAGAACCUCAGCAUUGUUGACCUGCUCAGAGGUCAUGACCCUAAAGACUAUGAGAGGAUCCUGCGGGAGCAUGAAAUCUAUGACUACAGAGCCAUCCUGCAGGCGGUGGAGAUCCUGAAGAGGGAGAAGGAGAUGGAGACUGGAAAGGCGGAGGUGGAGCAUGGUGGUCAGGUUGAGGAGGAGGACAUGGCCAUCCUCAUCCAGCAGCUGGAGGGACGUGUCGACACGCAGCCGGUCUCUGUGAUGGAAGAUAUCUCUGACCAGACUAUCACAGAGAACCAAUCGGCGACAUUUGAGUGCCAGAUUCAGAUCAACUACCCGGAGAUCUCUCUGACGUGGUACAAGGGCACGCAGAAACUGGAAAACAGCGACAAAUACGAGAUCAGCAGCGAGGGCAACCGCCACCGUCUAAUGAUCAAGAACUGCCAGGUCAAAGAUCAGGGCAACUACCGCGUGGUGUGCGGUCCGCACAUCUCCAACGCCAAACUCACCGUAUCAGACAUCCCAGACUGUUCUGUUCAGCUCCCAGACACAGCUUCCAUGGUCAUUAGCGCAGAAUCCUCCGAGUUUUAUCGGUACCAGGAACAAAGUGAUGCCAAAGAAUUUAAGAGUGUGACGGUUGAAGAAGAAGUGCUUCUGGUUCAGUUCUCCUCCGUCUCAGAAGAGAAAAAAGCCGUGGAAGAAAUUGUAGAGCGGACUCAAGUCAGAGAGGAGAUCCCUGCAGUUCCUGAGGUUUACAGGAAAGCAGAGGAGAAACCCUCUAAGCAUGAAGCUCCUCCCCCACCUGCAGUCCCAGAACCGGAGAAAAAGAAGCGGGAACCUGAAGUGACUCCUCCUCGGCGAGAAGAGCCGGCAGCUCCACAAGUUCGAACUGAACCCAAACCCAAACCUGAGCCGAGAGAAGUUGAAACGGUUCCUCCAGAACCAGAACCACUGCCUCAGAAAGCAGAAGAGCCCAAAGUGACUGAAGUACCAGAAGUUAAACCAAAAGCCGCUCCAGUUCCACAACCCAGAGUCCCAGCUGUAGCCGUGGAAACGAAAGUCCACCCGGUGGCUGAGAGGGUCCCUUCUCCAAAGACUGAGGUGAUCCUAGCAAGAGGUACCCAGUCUUUUCUUUGCUCUCAUCUUCUUAUACAUGUGCUGUGA
Molecule: messenger RNA, 2709 nt
Organism: Cyprinodon variegatus (sheepshead minnow)
Lineage: Eukaryota; Metazoa; Chordata; Actinopteri; Cyprinodontiformes; Cyprinodontidae
Product: titin-like
Exons: 17
Coding region: 34-2709 (891 amino acids)
Biological process (GO): homophilic cell-cell adhesion
Cellular component (GO): plasma membrane
Source: RefSeq, a predicted model, not a curated record